Molecule: messenger RNA, 6647 nt
Organism: Gallus gallus (chicken)
Lineage: Eukaryota; Metazoa; Chordata; Aves; Galliformes; Phasianidae
Gene: AP4E1
Product: adaptor related protein complex 4 epsilon 1 subunit
Exons: 19
Coding region: 1741-4710 (989 amino acids)
Biological process (GO): receptor-mediated endocytosis; intracellular protein transport
Cellular component (GO): AP-4 adaptor complex; membrane coat
Molecular function (GO): cargo adaptor activity
Source: RefSeq, a predicted model, not a curated record
GCUUCCGGUCGGGGGCUCGCGGGCCGUGGAGGCGCUGCCAUGAGCGACGUGGUAGAGCGCACCUUGGGCGUGCUGCCUGCGCUGCUCGGGCAGCACGAGCCGGGCGCGGGGCCGGGAGGUGCGGGCGGCCCCCACAGGCUGUCGGCUUCCUCUCGGCUCGGGAGCCUUAUCCGGAACAUCACGGCGCUCACCUCCAAGCAUGAGGAAGAAAAAUUAAUCCAGCAGGAAAUAACCAGUUUGAAAGCAAUGGUUUCUGCCCCCACCACCUCACUUGUUACUUGGCAGUCUCUUUAUUUCUCCAUGAAAAUCAUGAACUGCUACUUCUGCUUGUGAACACAGUUGUGAAGGUACAGUGUUUUUGGAGGUUUGGAGGUAAUCUAACCUUGGACCACUUCUUCCUAAUUUAUGUCUGUAAUAUCUCAGCUGUGUAUUCAUAAGUUAUAUCUUGAUCUCUUAAAGUUCCUGUUUCUUCGGUUAGAUCAAUAUUUGAAAUGUUUUUCCCUGGCUUUUCUUUUUGUUUAAUCUCAGUGCCUCUUUUGUUGAAGUCAUGUUUUUAAAAUUGUAAACAGGUGAUACACCAUUAAAAAAAAAUCCAUUUAUAAGAUGUAUGUUCAUAUAUAUUCUAAACUUCAGAAAACUAUGCAUGCGUAUUUCAGUGUAAAAGUGUGCUUUUAGCUGACAGCAGCUAUCUGCUAGCUUCUUUGAGUUCUCUUAGAGUUCUUUUGUUUUGAUAGAAACUGGAAAUAUGCUUUAGAGUGACACUGAAAAUCCAUCACAAAGUGAUGGUUCAUAGUCCUCUUUUACAAUACUACCUCUCAUAGCGAUCAGUUCUAACUUUUUAUGUAAGGAUUACUCUUAUGUUACAGUGAGCUCAAUAAUGGACUAAAAAUGGUGCUCAUUUUACUGUUGUGAUAGAAAACUUUUAUAAUCCUUAAAAAUAUAGUUUGAAACUGGUGUUAUGGAAGGAAGUGAGAAAUGAGACUCCACAAGGAGCUAAACCAAAACGAGCACCAAAACUAUCUGUGGCAAACAGCCCAAAUAAACAGUGCUGUGAGCUGGACAUCUUAAAUGUGUUGCUUGUUUUGAAAAAGGAUUCUGAUCUUAUUUCAUGACUCCAUCCGUGUUUGCAUGGUGUGUGCUUUUUUUGUCUUAGGUUACAAUGAGCAUUAUCUUCUGUUCUUAGUUGUACUGGGGACAGAUUGUGAAUUUGCAUUCUCUUCUGAGGGUGUAGAUAAUAACUUUGUGUAAAAAAUGUGUAAUUGCCAAUAUAAUUGGGCUUGCUAGUGUUCUCUCUUUUUUAAUUCUUUGGGCUAGAUGAAAGGCACUGGAGAGAAUACUAUUGACUUCAGUAGAAAGUGUGACUCAUCCCACUGAUUCAAGUGGGAGCUCAGCAUAGUUUUAUAAUGAUCCAACUGUUUCAGUAAGCAGAUGUUGAUUGUAGAUCUGUUGAAAUUAUGUGCAUUGAAAAUAUGAAUGUAGCUUCAUAAUGUGAAUGUGAGGAGCUCCUUAUUUCUGUAUGAAAGAAGAGCUUGGUUAGCUCAGUGAGAGCUAACACUUCUCCAACACAAGCAGACAAUAGGCUGAUUACCAGCAGUUUGCUUGCUGUAAUGGGCUAGAUCCAGUCUGCUGGCAAAAGGUGGGGUGUGUCUGUACAGAGCUUAAAAGUCUGCAUGAAAAAUGAUGGUCUUAUUUCAAUGAUUACAAUAGGACUUACAGAGCACUAAUCUAGUAGAGGUGAGCAUGGCGUUAACCAUUGUCAGCCAGAUCUUUCCACGGGAGAUGAUUCCAGCUGUUCUUCCCUUAAUAGAAGACAAGCUCCAGCAUUCUAAGGAAAUUAUCCGAAGAAAAGCUGUUCAGGCUUUGUAUAAAUUCUAUCUCAUUGCUCCUAACCAAGUACAGCAUAUUCAUGAUAAGUUCCGGAAAGCCUUAUGUGACAGAGAUGUUGGAGUCAUGGCUGCUUCUUUGCAUAUUUAUCUUGAAAUGAUUAAGGAAAACUCGUCUGGGUAUAAAGACUUGACGGAGAGUUUUGUAAUCAUCCUAAAGCAGGUAGUGGGAGGGAAGCUCCCUAUUGACUUCAAUUAUCACAGCGUGCCAGCACCAUGGUUACAAAUUCAGCUUUUAAGAAUACUGGGGCUGUUAGGAAAAGAUGAUCCAAGGACCAGUGAGCUGAUGUAUGAUGUUCUGGAGGAAUCUUUAAGAAGAGCAGAGAUAAAUCAUAAUAUUACCUAUGCCAUCUUGUUUGAAUGUGUCCAAACAAUUUAUACAAUUUACCCCAAAUCUGAAUUACUUGAAAAGGCUGCCAAGUGCAUUGGAAAAUUUGUUUUGUCACCCCAAAUUAAUUUGAAAUACUUAGGUUUAAAGGCUCUGACCUGUGUUAUUCAGCAGGAUCCUAAUCUGGCACUUGAGCACCAGAUGACAAUAAUUGAAUGUCUGGACCAUCCUGAUCCCAUUAUUAAAAGGGAGACUUUAGAAAUUCUUUAUAGAAUUACAAAUGGACAUAAUGUGGUUGUCAUCGUUCAGAAGAUGCUUGACUACUUAAAAGAAACCAAGGAAGAGUAUGCUAUCAUCACCUUAGCUGGCAAAAUAGCAGAACUGGCUGAGAAAUAUGCUCCUAACAAUGAGUGGUUCAUCCAAACCAUGAAUGCAGUGUUUUCAGUUGGAGGUGAUGUUUUGUAUCCUGAUAUCCCUAACAACUUUCUGAGGCUUUUGGCUGAAGGAUUCGAUGAUGGAAAAGAAGAUAAACAGCUGAGAACAUACGCAGUGCGGUCUUAUUUAGCGUUACUCGAAGAGGAAAAUGUGUUCUAUCCACAGAAGUUCCUUCAAGUCAUGAGUUGGGUUUUGGGGGAAUAUUCCAGCCUUGCUACAGAUGUUGAUCCAGAAACUAUUUUGACAAGGCUGCACAACUUGCUGAAGAAGACUUUUGUUACCUCUGAAACUAAAGCAUGGAUUAUGGCUGCAGUCACCAAGAUAGCAUCACGUGCCUCUUUUUCUAAAACAGUUGACAAGUUAAUCCAAGAAUUCAGUAGCUCCCUAGAUACCUGCAUGAGACAACAUACCUUUGAAUUGAAGCAUCUGUGUGAAGACAAAGUAUUGAUGAAGGGCUUGCUUCCAUUUGAUGCCAGUUGUAACGACAUGGUGGUAGAUGCUUCCUUAUCUUUUCUGGAUGAGUUUGUGGCUGAGGGACUUGGCCAGGGUGCAGCACCAUAUAAGCCCCAUCACCAGAGACAAGAGGAAAAGCUUUCUCAGGAAAAAGCUCUGAAUUUUGAACCCUAUGGAUUGUCGUUUGCUUCAAGUGUGUCCUCAUCUGGUAUUGCUGGUAGACAGUCCCCCACUGGCUUAUCGUUUGGUUCUGAUACAUCUGGUAAUAGUACUGAGAUGGGGCAUAAAGAAACAAAUACUCUGAAACUGGAGGGAGUAAGGAAGCUCUGGGGCAAAGAAGGCUAUCUUCCAAAAAAAGAAAGCAAAGUAGGGAAAGAGGAUGAGCCACAGACUGUGUCUUGUAGCAGCUUAUUAGCAAGACGGGUGGCUGAAACUCCUGUGUCAAAGUCUGAUCAAGUUUCCAGCCUCUCUGAGGAAGAAAAAGAAAAGCAGCAGCUAGCAUCAACAUUGUUUGUUGGGCUGGGAUCAAAUGCUAAUGUCAGUCUGAUGGGGAAAGUGGAUUUGUCUACUCAGAAGUUCAAAAGAAAAUCAAAGGUAGAUAAAGCCCAAAGUAAUGAGGAGGCAUUGAAUAUGCAAAAUAGCGCUGCAUCAGAUUUUGGUCCCUUAGUUGAUACUGUACCUAUUACCAAGGAAGACUGUGACGGAGACAAACACACAACGUUAAGAAAACCUUCCCUUUGUUCUUCAGAUACUGUGGGAGAAACACUUCAGUCUGUAAAAAAGCCUGGGCUGGAUGACAAGCUUUCAGAUAGUAGACUGUCCCCAUUGUCUUUGUUUGCUGAUAGUAAUAUUGAAAUUCUUCAGCCUUCUCCAAGUUCUCAGUGUGAAAAUGCCAAUAAAACAGUGCUGCUCCCUUCCUUAGCAGAAGAACUGGAAGAACUCCCUCACUCUGAAGUAGCAGAACUUUGUCAGAGUGACGCCUUAGCUCUGUAUUUGUGUAAGGUGUGGAAGGAUGACUCUUUGCUGCUCGUUGUGUUUGUUUCAAAUAAAAACCCUUCUGCCCUUAAUGCUGUGAAUGUAGUGUUUGAAAAAGAACAACACUUUCAGAUUUUGGAAAGCCCUGCCUGCCAGUUUCCUGUGAUUGAAGCUCAAAGCGUGGGACACUGUCAGAAGUGUGUGCGGAUGGACAAACUCUGUACACAGGGAGUUAUUUCUGGCUUCGUUAAUUACCAAUCAGAAAUGGAAACUCACCUGGAAUUUUCGAUACCUUUAUCACUGUUGGAUUUCAUCAGGCCAAUGAAAAUGACUACAGAAGACUUUGGGAAACUGUGGUUGUCCCUUUCCAAUGAUGUGAAACAGAAUAUUAAAAUGCCAUCUUCUCAAGAUUCCAUCUCAGCAGCUCUGAGCGUACUGCACCAAAAGCUGAAACUCCACAUUGUUGAUAUUAUAGGUAAUGAGGGAAUACUGGCAUGCCAGCUGCUUCCAUCUGUGCCAUGUCUGCUGCACUGUCGUACUCACUCAGGGAUGCUGGCUUUGUGGUUCAGAUCACCUUGUUCUGCUCUUCCAGAUGGUUUGCUCUAUCAGUGUCAAAAGGUGAUGGAAGAAUCCUGAUAACAACAGUACCUGCCUUAAUCUAUUUGGGGUGUGAAAAGGAAGUGAAAGACUUAUAGAGUUACACUGAUAAUUACCAAAGUGAAUUUAAGGUAUGCUUCUCAGAAGUGUUCACAACUUUCUUUCAACUGGCACUUGUCUUGGACUCGAGAGGGAAGGAUGAUGACCUAAAAUAUGCCUGCAAAAACGUGCUCAGGACCGUACAGUGACUACCAAAUAAUCCAUUAAAGUACUGUUAUCUGUUUAAGUGAAAUGUAUAUUUCUUUUGUUGUAAAUGACUGAAAGUAUUUAUUUUCAUUAUGCAGCUUUUGUAGGUGGCCACAGUCGUUUUCGUAGCAAUUACCUAAAUAUGAUUUUAAAGCAAACAGAUCUCUUUUAUGCACUCAGACUUGAACACUUGCCAGGUUCAUCCGAUUCUUUUGAGAAUUUUUCUAAAGUUGUUUUUUAAACACUGCUGGUGACAACAAGACCCACGUGGGCUCCUUUCCUUUUCUAUUGCUGUUUCAGUACCUUGUUGAGAAAUCUGAAGUGCACUGAACCUGUAAAUAUAUUUAAUGUUCUGCAUACUUUAAUGUUUACUUGUCACUUCAAGGAUGUUGUAUAGAGUAACCUACAUAGCAACAAAAGCACGUUUUAAAAAUGGAAGUUUUUAAUGAGUAGUGCACCUGCCAUGAUCUUGGCUACCACCGAGGUUUGUAAGUGGUAACAUCUAAGUAGGAUCUUGGUAGGAGACAGGCAUGUGAAAUUGUGUGAAAGCACCUCAUGGGAUGGGGUCUAAGACUCUUCAGGUUACUUCUUGUCUGCAGUUCUUUGUUCGUGUUUUAGUCCCAUUCCCUUUCCUCAAACACUCCCAGUGUUUGAGCCAUGUCCGAGAUGUUUCGUGUGGAUCAAGUCUGAGAUCAUGGAGGUGCCUUUCACACACCUGUAUAUUUAAUCUGGCUAGAUUCUCUGCCCAAGAAAAUCCACCUGGGGAAAGUUUUAUUUGCGUUUUCUAAUUAUGAAUAGCGUGAGUAUGACAGAUGUGGCUGUACUGUGUGUGCAUGACCAGGAGCUGCAGUAAGGCAUAUGAGAUCUGAGUUGGUCCUUUGUUCACGAUGAAUAUGUUUGGAUUGUCUCCUUUUCUUCCAGUAAUAACUUCACAGCCUUGGAAACUCAGCAUUCUCAAUUUAUUUGGACAAUGUAUGAAGGCUUUAAUACUUUAAAAAUUAUUUAUAUCUUCCUGUGGUUUUAAUUAAGAACAUGAAAAUAGUCCAGAUGGUUCAGACAUAAUGUAAAUGGUGUCUACGGUAGGAUUCUCUCCUUCAUGGAUGUUAAUAUGAAAUUGAAUAUUAACAAGAAAGUUUUAACUUCUAGUUUUGUUGAUUCUUACCCAAUAAGCACUGGUUGUAAAGGAAAAUAAAGUACUGUUUGCUGUGUUUUGGUAAAUGUUUGUGACAUUAACAUUGUUAAUGUGCUGAUAGUUCCUUUUUUCUUUAAGUCACGCUGCUUGUAUUAUCACAAGCAAAGCUCCUUUCCUUUUCUAUUGCUGUUUCAGUACCUUGUUGAGAAAUCUGAAGUGCACUGAACCUGUAAAUAUAUUUAAUGUCCUGCAUACUUUAAUGUUUACUUGUCACUUCAAGAAAGUUUAUAUAGGUGAAAACGGAUUGACAGUGGGAUAAUCUCCAGCAAAUGAAUCUGCUGGUAAAUCUGACUUCUGUUAUGCAGCUGGACUUCUGUAAUUAUGUGAAGUGUAAUGGAAGUAUGUUUCUGGUCUAUGCAUUUAAACCAUUUCAGCAUUUCAGUUGUUUGGCCUAGUGUUUAAAAAAAGAAAAAGCAAUGCCUUCUAUAACUCGUGUAAAUGCUUUCUGACCUUUUCCACUGUAUGAUAACGUACGGUAAGCUAUAAAUAUGCAGUUCUAAGAGAAUUAUGCUUCUAUCACAUAAAGGGUUUUGCAGAA